GUGAUGGCUGCUGUUGGGGAAACGGUUCAGCUGCAGCCCAAGACAUGGCCAUCGUCCUGGGUGGCAAUCAACUGGAAAGUGAAACUGAGUUUAGAGGGCUACUGGAUCCUCAGACACGAUCAGAACAGGACCUCGUACAGUCCAUUUCUGCCCUUUGCUGACAGAGUCUCUUUCCACCCUGGGAAUCUCUCGCUGCAGAUUAACUCGGUCACAGAGAAAGAAAGUGGCCUCUACACCAUGGACCUGAAGCUGGGGGAUGGCUCUGAAAUCACCAAUAAUUUUCAGCUGUUUGUGCUUGACCGUGUCCAGCAGCCCAACAUCAAGGCAUCUACUUCCCAGGAGCGUGGACGUUGCUACCUUACCCUGUCCUGCUUGGUGCCCAAAGCUGCCGAGGUCACCUACAGCUGGUCUCGAGGCGUAUCUUCACACCCAGCCCCAGAGGACCACUGGCUCCAAGAGCAUCAAGCUGAUCUGCAGCUGGAGAUCACUAAAAGCAGCAGCAACACCUUCUAUCACUGCAAUGUCAGCAAUGCCAUCAGCUGGGACAUGGCCACCAUCGAUGUCGAACCGCUGUGCAACUACACAGGUAAGUGCCCCCUUUGCACCAGACAUAUGAGUGGGGACAGGGAUGUUUAGCAUCUUCCUGGGUCCUAUGGAGCUGGUUCGUGAGCCUGACCUGAAUGAAACCAGAGGAAGGGGCCUAGCAUCCGUGAGGAUGUUCUAGCUGCCCAGCCUCCAUCCCGGUCUGGCUCAUCUGAGAGCCUGGCAGACUGGUGGGGCUGGAUCUCUGGCUUUGGGGAACCUAGUUGGAAGCCGCAGAGCUGGGAGCACCAUUUCCCCAGCACUGGGGCAGUGUCCCAGUGGGGCUGCCCCAGAACCAGGGACGCUGACUGGUCUGCCUGGAAGUAGGGAGACUCAUUGCAGGUCUACACCCUCUCCCAGCCGCCCAAGGGCAACACUCAAGCACGUCCUGCCUCCCCCUCCCCCUGCACACGCCAAGCCCAGAUAGAUGCAGCAAAGCCGUGCGCCAGAGCAGUGGCGUGGGGGCGCCCUCGGCACGGCCUCGCCGCCUCCUUCCCGGGCUGGUCCAUGCGGAAGGAGCAGGAGCAGGUUGUGCUGGAGCACGGUGCCAUGGGGCAUGCUGGGAAAAAGCAUAGAUGUGGCCCGAAAUCCCUGCAGGUGCCUGGUUCCUGGUGGGUCGGGAAAGUCUAGAGCCUGGGACUGUGCGAGCACAGGGUCCUCUGCUGCGUCUGCAGGGAAAAACUGCCCCCAAAACUAUGUUGUGGGGGAGUUCCCAGCCCCGGGCGAUCUGCCUGCCAGGUCUCUCUGGAGCUGGUUCCCAGGGAAAUGAACAGGAGACCAGCUCUGCCCCAGCCCUGCCUGCCUCGCCCUCCCCGUGCUCUGCACUCCUGUUACUUGGGCCCCUUUUGUGGAAGUGCCGUAUGCUGGGGCAUCCCCUUGGCUAAGCCAGAGACCCCCAGGGCUGUGUUGGACUGGACCUGGGUGAAAAGUUUCCAUCAGAUUUGUGUUUUGACUGAAAGCCGAGAUUAAACUUUUCACUAGAAUUUUCCAAAUUCUUUGCAAAAAAACCCAUGGUUUUUUCCACUUCUUAAAAACUAAAAGCACAUCGACGAUGAUGAUGGUGGUGGUGAUUAAGGUGGUGGUGGUGGUGAUGAUAAUGAUGAUGGUGGUAGUGGUAGUGAUGAUGGUGGUAGUGGUAGUGAUGAUGGUGAUGGUGGUGGUGGUGAUGACGGCGAUUAUUAUUAUUAUUGGUUCGUUUUGCCUUUUGAGAUGAAAUCUUUCCAGCUUUCGACUCCUGAAAUCCAGAAAUAACCCAUUGCUGAGUUUCUGACUUUUCUACCACAGGUGAUAUUCUUUUCUGCUGGCUGCUUCCAAAUAAAUAGGUUUUGGUUGAUUGUUUUCAUCAACAUGUUGCUUCUGAAAAUCAGAAACCUCUAGGUUUAUUUUUCUCUCCAUUUUUGACCAUUUUUUGGGUUGAUCAGAGCUUCUAAAAUGCCAAGAACAGUAGGAAAUGGCCUUGGGUUCAUUCAGCUCUUUACUUAUCUUAAAGUUUAGAACUUGAAAAACCACUGCCUGCUUCUUUCCAUGUGUUUGCUUUCUCUGUGAAAUGUGGAACCUUCUUUCCUGUAAACCCCAGUCUCGUGGCAGGUGGAGCUCUCUGGAGCUAGGCUCUGUUAUCUGCAGAUUACCACAGACCAAGAAGAAAAAGCAAGGUAGCUGUGGCUUUAUUUCCUUGCUUGUGUUCCCGCUACCAGCCCCUCGCCAAUCCUUUGCUUAGCCCUGCCAGCUCUUUGCCGAUCCAAACUUGGAUAACCACCAUAGGGACUGAUUAUUCUGUGCUCACCCUCUGGCUCCAUUGCUCGCUGCCAAGAAGAUGGGAGCCCGACCACCUGCCCUUCUCUGACUGCUACUUUUCCAGGCUAAAGGUAAGUAGCACUUCAUUACAAAGUAAAAUAUCAGGAAACUGGGGCCAGUUGUCUGCUAGGACCUAGGCCCCGGUUGCAGGAUAGGGAUGGCCGUGCUGUGUUGUGAAGAGAAGCAGCUCCGGGGUGGCGCAGGGAUGCUAUCAUCAUGUGGACCAGGUGACACCUGAGAUGCAUGCACUUCUGCAAGAACAGAGUCAACCAAGGUAGGGAGGGAGACCCUAGAGAAGGAAGUCACUGCCGUUAUCAUAUUAAAUCGCUUCAGAAUUCAUCUUAAUCACUCGGGCAUUUCCCUCGAAGUCCUGGGCUCCCACACUGAACGUCUCUCCCAUGCUGUGGCAGCAUCUGAACCUCCAGAGAGGAGGAGGAUAGUAAGAGGGGGUUGAUUGCUAUUACUGCAGCCUUGUUGGUCUAGGCCCAUCCAUGGUCCCCGGUGUCCUGCUGGCUCAAUGCAGAUUUCAGGGGUGCGUGAUGUCUGUCUGGACCCAGAAAGAGCUUGCCCAGACCCCCGUUUCUGAUAGCUCCAUAGCAGUGGGGGGGUGCUGGGUCUCUUAAAACUUCCUGACCAAGAGAGUGCCAAUAAGGCCCAUGGAAGAGGCAUUGCAGGGAAGGUCCCUCAGGGUUGCUCGCGUGCCAUGGGUGCCAAGGGCAAUGUUCCCCUUUACAUCACGGUGCAGCUGCAGGCACAGGGUGUGCAUCUCCAUCCUCUAUGUCCCCACCCCACCACCUCCACCCCUGUCUCUGUGCCAUUAUUUCCUGCUAAAGUGGUGACAUAACCGGUGUGAGGUUUUCUCCUCUGCAGCUUUACACGUCUCUCAGUGCUGCUGUGAGCGCUUUGCACCCUGUACGACCACUCCCCAACCACAGAGGAGAAGGAGCGUGAGGCACGAAGCAUGCAGCCACUGCGUUUGUGCUCUCUGCAGCACAGAUCAUGCUUCUCAUCAUACGGCAAGCUCCCGUCCUACCGGGGCAGGAGUAGAGGCUCCCCUCCCCAUGCCCCAAGAAGGCGCUGUACGUCAGACCCAUCCUCACUUGCAACUACAUCACUUGGGUUCACUCAGCUCUGCUUCAGUACUUGAUGCCUUCCCUGUUCGUUGCAAGGGUGUCUGUGUGGGUCAGUCUCACUGGGGACAAUUCUGCUUUCUAGUAAUGACCUCCCUGUUGGAUGCACCCGUGGGCACUCAGAGCCUGCAGGAUGGAGCCCUUCAUGGGGAAAUCAGCCUGGUUCCUCCUUACUCGUAUCUUUGUUUGACUUCUUCCAGCCUCACUCCCCGCUGCUUGCUCGCCCUUCAGACACCGGCCACAAUGGAGGAAGUCCUCUGUCCCUUUCUGCUGUGCCUCCUCCUGCAUUUCCAAGCUCAGGGUAAGUGAGAAGGGGUUGCAUUUACCCCGGGUGCAGCCUAGAGAGGAUAUAGAACCACAGAAAAUGAGGGUUGGUAGGGUCCUUAGGAGCUCAUUGAGUCCAACCCCCUGCUCAAGGCAGGACCAGCCACAGCUAUAUCAUCCCAGCCAAGGCUUUGUGUAGCUGGGCCUUAAAAACCUCCAAGGAUGGAGAUGGCUCCACUUCUCUAGGUAACCCAUUCUAAG
Alligator mississippiensis (American alligator) is the source of this 4031-nucleotide messenger RNA. Its product is annotated as natural killer cell receptor 2B4-like. The transcript is spliced from 2 exons. Gene Ontology annotation, biological process: natural killer cell activation involved in immune response. Gene Ontology annotation, cellular component: external side of plasma membrane. The record is from RefSeq and is a predicted model, not a curated record. NCBI's taxonomy places the organism in Eukaryota, Metazoa, Chordata, Crocodylia, Alligatoridae. Gene Ontology annotation, molecular function: MHC class I protein binding. Bases 4 to 636 code for a protein of 210 amino acids.